Plasmopara halstedii is the source of this 2289-nucleotide messenger RNA. Its product is annotated as family 3 glycosyl hydrolase. Lineage: Eukaryota; Oomycota; Peronosporomycetes; Peronosporales; Peronosporaceae. The record is from RefSeq and is a predicted model, not a curated record. Gene Ontology annotation, molecular function: beta-glucosidase activity. Bases 1 to 2289 code for a protein of 762 amino acids. Gene Ontology annotation, biological process: glucan catabolic process. The transcript has a single exon.
AUGGCUGCAGAGGAAAACGACAUUGAGAUCAGAGCUCAAUCCAUCAUCGAUAGUCUUUCGUUGGAUCAAGUGAUUGGUCAAAUGACGCAACUCGAUCUAAAUACCAUCAUGACCAAAAAUCGAACUCUUGACGAGGAUCUUGUACGGUUUAACGCUAAGCAUGGUGUCGGCUCAUAUUUCAAUAGCGUGUGGGGCUCACCACUCAAUGGCAAAUACGGCUGGACAGCCGCCGAGUUUCGUGCAAUCAUUACACGAAUUCAAGAGAUCAAUAUGGAGGAAAAUGGCGGCCAUCCGAUCUUGUACGGAAUUGACUCGGGGCACGGUGCAAACUAUGUCGAUGAUGCCAUCCUUUUUCCGCAUCAGAUUAACUCUGGCGCAUGUUUUAACACCGACCUUGUGUAUGAAGUGGCUCGGAUCGCCGCACGUGACUCUUUAUCGGCUGGAAUUUCAAUGUUGUUUGGACCGACUUUAGAUAUCGCCACCUCUGCACUCUGGUCUCGCACAUUCGAAUCGUUUGGGGAAGACCCGUUCUUGGCUUCCGUGAUGGCUGAAGCUACUGUUCGUGGUAUCCAAAGUUACAAUCAAAGUGCGGCUUGUAUGAAGCACUUUAUUGGUUAUUCCAAUGCACACACUGGGAAAAACCGUGACAAUGUCAUCAUGUCAGACUUUGACCUCCUCAAUUACUUUGUUCUUCCAUAUAAAGCUGCAAUUGAUGCCGGCGCGUUGACACUUAUUGAAUCGUACAACUCGAUCAACGGUGAGCCUGUAAUUUCUAGCUCCCGCAUUUUGAACGACCUCUUGCGUACAGAUCUUGGUUUCAAUGGGCUUUUAAUCUCCGAUUGGGGAGAAGUAACUAAUCUUGCCGACUGGCACCGUUCAGUGAAGACGCGCGAAGAGUCUGUAGCCAUGGUUCUGACGAAAACGUCGUUAGACAUGAGCAUGGUGCCGAAUGACUUAAGCUUUAUUAAUCACACACAAGCGUUCAUCGAAAAGUUUCCGGAGUAUGAAGAUCGUCUUCGUCAGUCCGCAAAGCGAGCUGUCGCGACGAAGCUCAAGCUUGGACUCUAUGAAAACCCAGUACCAGGUGCGGAUUAUGUUGAUUUGGUCGGUGGUGAGGACGACAAGAAAGUAGCACUAGAAAUAUCUCGGGAAUCGAUCGUAUUGCUCAAGAACGAGAAUAAUGUUCUACCACUUUCCAAAAAGGCCUCGGUCUUUCUAACAGGACACUCGGCUGACAACAUUGGCUAUCAGUGCGGCGGAUGGACUAAGGCGUGGCAAGGGUACUCGGGCAAUGUAAUGUUCCCGCACGGUAUCUCGCUGCGUCAAGGAUUCGAAAAUUUGGUUGGCAAUGAAUCGUUCCAGUACUUUAAUGGACUCUUUGUAAACGGCACGAUCUCAGAGGAGGACUUGGCAUCUGCUGUCAAUUACGCCAGUGGACACGAGUACACAGUCGUUGCAAUUGGUGAGCGCAGCUAUACUGAAGGCCCUGGCGAAAUUGAAGACCUUACGCUUCCGGCGGGACAGAUUCAGUAUGUUGAAGCUCUUGCAAAGACUGGCACCAAGGUUAUUGUAGUGCUAUUUGAAGGACGUCCACGUCUGCUUGGGUCAAUUCCUAACGUUGCUUCGGCAAUUAUUAAUGGUCUAUUGCCUUGUGAAUUUGGUGGCCAGGCCAUGGCGGAGAUUAUUUACGGUGAUGUGAAUCCAAGCGGCCGACUGCCUAUCACGUACCCGAAAUACCCAGCCAACGUCAACAUUCAUUACAACCGUCUAGUCUCUACGCAAUGCUCUUAUGGAGUUUGCCAACACGAAUUCAACUUUGGUGAUGGACUGAGUUACACAACGUUCAAUUACUCCAAUGUAACGUUAGAUCGAACGGUCAUGUCAAGCGCAUCCGAUGUUGUGACAGCUACUGUGACCGUCACGAACACUGGUGACCGAGCCGGUAAAGAGGUGGUUAUGCUUUUCAUAACUCAGCCAUUCCGCCUCAUUUCAGUACCUGAGGUGAAACAAUUGAAAAAGUUCAACAAAAUCGAGCUGCAGCCUGGGGAGUCCAUGGACGUCUCGUUCGCGCUGACAAUCGAUGAUGUGAGCGUAUACGAUCCGCAGAUCGGCAAGGGUCUCAAGCGAGUUUACGAAGACACUGAUUUUGUUAUCAGCAUUCGUCCCGAGACGUCGUGCGAUGUGUACGGAAACCUUGACCACCCGCAGUGCAUCAUGUUCAGCGUCAACACCAACAGCGGCGCAGUGUCUAAUCCUAUUGAUUCUUUUCCCGGCGAGCAGAUUCUGUAA